UUUGGAAUCAACAUGCUUUGGCUAAUUCUCUUCCAAUGAUAAAUUUAGGAAGUGAUUGAAACAGUUUAUACAUUUGACCAACUCAUCCCUGCCUAGCCGUAACACACUUCUGGAAAUUCUUUCUGUAGGUGAUGUACUGAUUUCCGUUUCAAAUGCUAGUGUCGUCUCCUUCCUUGCUACCUAUCAAAUUGUUUGGAUAUGUUUUAGCCAAUUCAGAAUCGACUUCAAUUUUUGGGUGUUUGGUAGUUUCUUUUAAAAUUUUAUUCUAAUUCCAUAAUCAAUUCUUAUAUGAAGUCCCUUUUCACAACAUAUCUUGUUAGGUGGAUAUAUUAAAUUGAGAGAUUUCACAACAUUACCUUAAUAAAGUCCCUUUUCUUGUAAACUGGUCCAAACAUAAGUUACGUUACUUUCAACUCACGUUUAUCAUAAUCAAUUUUUACCUAAAUAAUUUAUCUACAAUAAAUCUUGACAAAGGUAAUCCAAAUAGGCGCUAAGGAGUAGCUUCUCAUUUUUAGUGUGUUUGUAUUGGUGGUGGUACACUAUCCAAAACAAGUUUACAAGCUAAACUUUAUUGCUUCUCUUGAUUAUUUGGCUUUCUAUCACCUUGUUUUGUAUUAUAAGGUGGCCCGACCAAACUCGAGCGAUCGGUACAUGCGGUGGGUACAUUUCCAGGUUUCAUCAUACCUAGCGAUGUAGACAUGGCGCUGCUCGAUGCUUCCAUUUGCUCGCUUGCCUUGGCAUUGCGGGGUGUGGAACGUUUAGUGGUGUUGGGUCUACUGUACGUGAGGGUGUAUGAGUUGUGUUUGGGUUGUUUUUGCUGGCUGGCUCCAUGCUUUUGCAUCGAACGGUUGGCAUGCAAUCUUGUUUCAAGUGAACGUCCCUUUUAGUUGCGUGAUUGCGGUUCCUGUGUUGACUACCUCUUGAAUGGUAUUCGUGUGGCUUGUCGGAUUUCGUCCAUCCAGACCUCCUCGAGGGGGUUCUGGGGGAUCUCGAGGUGAUGCAUGUGUUCCACGUUUGCGAUUCAUUCUUGAAGCAAUUGUGGCGCAUAUGUUUUUGUUGCUCUCUCGGAUGUGGUGCAUGAGAUGAAACAUGGGAAAUUCUUCCAUGCAGUCCCUUUAAUCUUAAUUACCUAAAUAAUUUAUCUACAAUAAAUCUUGACAAAGGUAAUCCAAAUAGGCGCUAAGGAGUAGCUUCUCAUUUUUAGUGUGUUUGUAUUGGUGGUGGUACACUAUCCAAAACAAGUUUACAAGCUAAACUUUAUUGCUUCUCUUGAUUAUUUGGCUUUCUAUCACCUUGUUUUGUAUUAUAAGGUGGCCCGACCAAACUCGAUUUCACUGCGGUACAAGGAAAAUUGCAAUCAUUUUUAUUUGAGUUUGAAUGCUCUCGUUAUAGGAUCAUAUUAUUGAAGAGAAAUAGAAACAACUUUCUUGUACAGUAACUCAAUUGUGAGGUUCAAUUAUUGUAACAUCCCGAUCUGACGACUGGUUUUACAGUAACAAUAUGAGUCUUUUCAGUGUGCUUUGUCCUCACUCACGCAUUUUUCGGAAAAACUUGCAUGAAGUCACCCAUCAUAAUAUUGCUCCAAGGCAAGCACACUUAACCUUGGAGUUUUUAUAAGUUGGGCUUACGAAAAGAAGAUGCAUCUUGUUGUUAUGAGUAGUACCAAUUAAAUCUUUUAUGCCCUCCUCAACUGUAUAGUCUCAUACUUAUACAGUCUCGGAAUACCUCUUAUUUUGGUGUGAGAUCGAUUCAUUCAUGUGCCCCUUCGCUUAGAAGUCUGCCAGGAGUUGUUUCUUGUCCGUGCCUCACUGCACCGACGAUCACUCCCCGCACUCGUCGGUCCCGGGUGUUACAUGCCCACCAGCUUCCGCUUGGUUCGUCCUCGAACCGCAUCGUACUGAGAGAGAUUGACUCUGAUACCAUUUGUAACAUCCCGAUAUGACGAUUGGCCUUAUGGUAACAACACGAUUCUUUUCAGUGCGCUUUGUCCUCACUCACGCACUUCCUAGAAAAACUUCACAGGAGGUCAUCCAUCAUAAUAUGGCUUCAAGGCAAGCACACUUAACCUUAAGAGUUUUUAUGAGUUGGGCUCCCGAAAAGAAGAUGCAUCUUGUUGUUAUGAGUAGUACUAAUCAAAUCUUUUAUGCCCUCCUCAACUGUAUAGUCUCAUACCUAUACAGUCUCAUACCUAUACAGUCUCGGAAUACCUCUUAUUCGGGUGUGAGAUCGAUUCAUUCAUGUACCCCUUCGCCUAGAAGUCUGCCAGGAGUCGUUCCUUUUCCGUGUCUCACUGCACCGGCGAUCACUCCCCGCCCUCGUCGACCCCGGGUGUCACAAUUAUAUUUAAAAUUCUUUGUAGUUAGACUUAGACUUGUUUUAAUUACCAAAAAAAGAAGACUUAGACUUGUUUUUAUUACUUAACAGGCGAGGAUUUAUAUCCUUUUGGCAGUUUAACUCGUGAUGCCUGUUCAAUUAAAAUGGUUUUGGGUUAAGGUGGAGAUUUCUUGUUAACCAAAUAGGAUGAAUAAUGUUUCCUUUACAUACCAAACACACUACACUCGUGAGAUAUAUGAAGGAAAAAUAGAUAUGAUAAAUGAUGUGAUAGAAAUAGAAGAGAGAUAUGAAGAUAAAAUUAGUGAAAAUAAGAUGAAAAAGAAAAUGAGGUGUGAAUGAAUUAAUACUAUAUAAUAGAUAUAAUAGGAUAGAAUACUUUUUGUUUGUGUGCCCAACAGAGAGGUGUCAGCUCGUAGGUAGGUGUAAUGUAGUCUCUGCAGCCAGCAUGAGCCACGAGGAUUCAGUAACUCUUGACAUGAUGUCAUCACCAGGAACAAGACAUGGAUGCAGAAUGGAGUGACGAGGGUAUGUCCAGAUCCAACAGUGAUAGCUCUGUGUUUGGCUUUAAUCUUUAUCCCUUCUACCGUUUUGGGGCCUAAGUCAAAAGAUAUAGUCACGCAGGCACAAAAUCCCCUCUCCCUACCCCACCAGAAAGUGAAAUUACAAACACAUUUUGUCUCCUUAGAUUCCCUUCUUUUCCUAGCAGUAAGUCACUCUAUCUAUGUCUGAUUUCUGUCCACCGUAAUUUUACAUUCAUGGUGUAUUUAACUACAUUGAUAGAUGGUGGGGACUAGCCAUAUUUCUUUUGUCAGGAUUCUCUUACACUCACUAUAUACCAAAGGAGAGGGGUGGACUUACAAGGAACCCAAUUGAUUAAACUAAGGCCUCACACACACAUUCAUCAAUAGUAACAAAAAAGAAGAAACUAGAAUCUCUCUCAGUCUAUCUGCCUUUACCACCAUCCCUUUGAUUUUCUCUCGGAUGAGUAGGGUCAUGGCAAGAAGCUCUCAGGACAUGUCUAAGAGGCACUAUCACUGGUCAAGCAAGGUUGGAACUGAAGAUGGUGAAGUGCCCACAUCAGAAUCACUCUCUACACAGGUGAAGAAAAAAGAUGAAGACAAGGUUGCUUCAGUAGUUCCUGCAGCAACGUCCACUGCACAAGCAACAAGGAGGAAGCUGCAGGCAGUGGCAAUCUCCAAGCUUCGCUCUGCUCUCACCGUGUUUGGCAAGAACCGCUUGAACUUGAACACUGCUCUUGGCCUUGGUUCUCGGGUAGUUGGCACCCUCUUCGGAUACAGACGCGGCGGGCAUGUGCAUUUCGCGUUUCAAAAGCACCCGACUUCGCAACCAGCUUUUCUGAUCGAGCUUGCAACCCCGAUGAGUGGUUUGGUUCGUGACAUGGCGUCGUCUGGGUUGGUUAGAAUUGCUCUAGAAUGUGACAAGGAGAAAGAAGCUGCAGAGAAGAAAUCCAAAGCUCUGAGGUUGCUGGAAGAGCCUCUGUGGAGGACAUUCUGCAAUGGCAAGAAGUGUGGUUUUGCUGCCACAAGAGAAUGUGGGCCUAGGGAGUGGGAUAUCCUCAAAGCGGUGGAGCCAAUUUCAAUGGGUGCGGGUGUUCUACCAGGAAAUAAUAAUAAUAAUAAUAAUGAGGAAGUGGGUGAAGUCAUGUAUAUGAGGGCUAAAUUUGAGAGAAUUGUUGGGUCAAGAGAUUCUGAAGCUUUCUACAUGAUGAAUCCUGAUACCAAUGGUGCUCCUGAGCUCAGCAUUUAUUUGCUUAGGGUCUAGAGGUCCUUAGCAAGCAGUGUAAGUUAGUUUUCCUGCUUUUUCUUGUCUUUCUUCUUAGUGCAUUAUUCUGGAUCAGUGGGUUAUGGGUAUACUACUUGCUUAGCUUUGAAAUCAUGAAAUAGACAUCUAAUUCUCUUCAAAGUUCUUUCUAUUUAUUUUCUCUCUUACUUGAGGUAGAAGAAGUGGGGUUCCUGUGUUGUUUGUUGGAAUAGGCUUGCAGACUAAGUUUAUGUUUAGAUACAUUGUGGAAAAUUACGGUGUAGCCAAACUUACAAUUGGUAGAAGCAAAUUGCCAUA
This is a messenger RNA of Lotus japonicus, 4413 nucleotides long. Its product is annotated as protein MIZU-KUSSEI 1-like. The transcript has a single exon. The coding region runs from base 3316 to 4116 and encodes 266 amino acids. Lineage: Eukaryota; Viridiplantae; Streptophyta; Magnoliopsida; Fabales; Fabaceae. The record is from RefSeq and is a predicted model, not a curated record. Gene Ontology annotation, biological process: hydrotropism.